Cyphellophora attinorum is the source of this 4068-nucleotide messenger RNA. RefSeq lists its product as uncharacterized. The record is from RefSeq and is a predicted model, not a curated record. Bases 1 to 4068 code for a protein of 1355 amino acids. Lineage: Eukaryota; Fungi; Ascomycota; Eurotiomycetes; Chaetothyriales; Cyphellophoraceae. The transcript has 2 exons.
AUGUCAUACCCGCCUCUGUCGGGCUACGGUAGCUACUAUGACGCGAACAACCAACAGUCGUCAGCAUAUUCAACCCACCGGCAGGGCCAGGCGAAUCCGUAUGCGCCGGUGACGUUUCCAGGCGAUCGCCAAUCUCAGUAUCCAACCUCGGGCUACGACUGGCAAGGGCAGGGUCAGGGCUACGGUCAGAACCCGCAGCAGUCAUACAACGGUGACAGCUACGCUGCUGGUCAGACUGGGCAGUACGAGUAUAGAAGAGACGACAACAACUAUGCCAACCAGGCGAGUGCAAGCGCCCCUAAUACUUACGACAAUGCGAAGACCACAGGUAGAGCCCUGACUCUGCAGGGCCUGAACCAGCUGGCCUCCGCAUCUGAGUUGAAUCCGCAGUCUUCGAGUAGGAAUGCGCAAGCUACCACCGGAGCAUCAUAUAAUGGCAUGACAGCAACAGCCGUCGCUCGCACCCAGUCUCCCUUACAGGCUCCUGGUGCGCAGCGCCAAUACUCCACCAAUCCGCCAAACUACAACAGUAUGCCUUCUAACACGAAUAAUGGGCAUAUGUCACCUGCGGCACAAGCAUUAGCAGGUGCAGCCAGUCGCAAAAACCAGCAGAGUGCUGGUAAUCCACGCGCCCAGCCGGCCCGCUCGAACUCACCAUACACUGCUGCGCCAGUCCAACAUCAACGUGCGCCAUCACAGACUGCGCCAUCUCGUAGUCCGAACGUGUCGAAACAGCGAGCGCCUGCGUCUAGGAACACAGCGGCGCAACGAAAGCAGGUGAAUUCAUCGUCCCAAGCAGCUACGAGCAUAUCAAAUCUGGUGACCUCGAAUUCGGAGCCCACCAUACCGGCAGAGGUGGCUGACAAUAUGCCGACCUACAUUGAUCCAAGUCAGGUCUUCAACCCGUAUCAUCGAGAACAUGAGAGGCGUCGUGAGGAGGCGGCAGAGGCGGAAGUUAGGCGAAAGCAAGAUGAGGCGAAACGGAAGAAGGAAGAAGAGGCUAAGAAGAAAGCCGAAGAUGAGGCAAGAAAGAAGGCAGACCAGGAGGCCGCGGCUACAUUGGAACGCGCUGCUAAGAACAUGGCAGAUGCGGCUACUAAGGCGGCUAAGUCACCUGAAGCUCAGCGGCCGAAGUCUGCGCAACCAAAACCUGCCAAAGCUGCACCGAAGAGUAAGAAGAAGCCAGCGCCUGCUCAGGAAGCAGUGCAGAGUUCACCGCCUCCUGCGGACGACAUGGCAAUGCAGAUGAAGAUCAUGAUGGACAAGAUGAAGGAGUUUCGCCAGCAGGACCCGGCCAUGUUCCAAAAGCUAUGGGACGACAUGAGGAAGGGUGGGACGAAUGCGGUCGCUACCAGCUCUAACAAAGCCCCGCCCACAGCGUCACCGAACAUUGCCAGAGCCGCGGUUCCCAAGUCUUCGGCCCCAGCAGCAGCAGUUCCUGGACCGUCUACCGCGCCGCCGGCUCAGGUGUCUGCCCCUGUGGCAGCUGCAGAUGGACCCGCCGAUAUAUCGACAGCGCCCGCGCCUACCAGGAAGAAACGUCCUCCUCCAGUCCGACCUGCCGACUUGGAUCCUAGCGUACCACUCAACGGCUACAAGGUGAUUGUAGAAGACAACGAGGAAGGUCUCCCGGACGCAGGAAGAUUCCCAGCUGAGCGAAGAGUACGGCAAUCCUAUGAACGAAAUCCCGAGAAAGCAGCAAAUGCUCCCAGAGCUCCUACAGCUUCCACGAUAAUGCCACCACCACCGACUCAGCCAUUGCCAGCACGAAAUGCCGCUGGAGGAGUCGAAUGGCCCAAUGAUAAGCGAGAAGCACUCGCGGCGGCAGCGAUCACCGCUCUAAAAGCUGAGCCGGGAAAUGAAACCAUCGAAAUCACUGCUGCUGAUAUCAAUGCUAUUCUGGACACAAAUCCAAAUUAUAUCGACUUGUGCGACUUGCUGGAGAAGCGAGGCCUGAAAUUUCACCGCGGCCAGUUUGCAAGGCAAUUACUGCAAAGUGUGCCUGAUCUUAGUAAAGGUCAGAAGCAAGAGGCUACUCAACCUUCUCCGGCGCCACUCAUGCCAGGCGGACAAAUUCCAGGAGCUCCGCCUCCCUCCUAUGCAUACCAACCAGUACCACAGCCUACGACUCCGAGCCAAGCGCAAUUUCGUGCACCACCUUUCAUCCCGUCAGUCAUUCCCUUGCAGCCUGGGCAGGCGAAAUCGGAGAAUCGGUUCAAGCAGCGAGGGAGACCUCCGGCACAAGCACGUCCAGAGCCACCUCCUGGAUCGAAGGAAGCAAUGUCCAAGAAGCGAGACUUCUCUGAGCUUAUUGACCUCACACAGCUCGCCGAUAAUGAGAACUAUGUCUCGGAUGACAAUGCGGGUGCGAACAGCCCUUCACCAGAGCCAAUGGAUCUCCUCCGUCAGUUUCAAGCACCAAAUGGCAUGAUACCUCCACCGCCGCAGGCCAUGUUCGUGCCUGGUCCGCCAUCAAUGAUUCAUCCGCAACCAUACCAGCAACAAGCCGCACCUCCUCCUCCACCGCAACAACCGCAGAAGCCGAAGACUAUAUUGGCACGUCCUGUCAACAAGAAUGAAGCACUGAAUAAGGAGUACUAUGAUCCACGAACAGUCGCAAGGGAUAUCAUGAUCGCUGCAGGAAGACAUCCCACGGAGCGACCCUUGAACGCCCACCUUGGGUCGAUGCUGUACAAGUACAUCGAAGUCGACUCGGACCUCAACACUUUCGACUGGGAAGCGAUUGACCCUGGCGGUCCUCCACCUCCAAAAGUGGCAUACGUUGACAUCCCUGCUGCACCACCUCGAUUUAAGCUCGGCGAGAGAGGACUACAACCAAGAAAGAAGAGAGUGCAGACAGUACGGGCAGGCAGUGAAGACGCGCCGAACGGAGCUAUUCCCGAAUCGGACAAGCGCGAUUCUGGCGCGACGACUUCAACUUCCCCCGUAUUGCUUGCUCGACUUGGUGCACGCAACAAACAUAUUUCUACCGGCAAAGAGCCUGCGCAAGCCGGUCCUUCGCGUCUUCGAGAGAGCACUCGAGCCGCUUCUGAGGCAAGUGUGAGUGUGACUCCAUCGAAGCGCAAGGCCGACGACGCAAUGGCUAGCCCUGCUUCAAAUGACUACCCCCAAUUCCCCUCGGGCAAACGUCGUGGCCGGCCACCGGGCUCGAAGAACAAGCACACCUCGCUCUCAGCGCUGCAUGACGGGACCGAGCCGUCCUCCUCCUCACCUCAGCACAGCAUCUUCAAAUGUCGCUUCCCUCGCUGCGGUGACGAGCUGCACAACCUCGAGACCCUGAGAAAGCACAUUCGAAAGAAGCACGGUCCCGAUGCCGAGCAGAUCGAGAAAGAGCCGAAGCCAUAUGGGUGCUGGUGGAAGCAUUGUCCUAGCAAGAACGGCGACGGCACGUACAGCGCAAAGUACACUUUUGCGAGCAUGGAUGAGUUGAUGAAGCAUCUCGAUGAGACACAUCUGCACGAGGUGGCUAUGAGGUUGGGCGAUGGGCCGAAGACGGGGAGUGCGGAUCCAAUCACAUACCUCACCAAUCACACCGACCAACAGACCACGCCGUCUAUCCCACUACUUUCGACCAAGGGCCCAAACAAACACACCGACCUCUCAACCGACGCCUGGGUCGUCACCACUACCACGGUCGACAAGUCCAAACUCAAGACCACCACACACAACCCCAACGGCCCCUCCAACGUCUCACCAGCCCCUGAUUUCCAACCGGACAACACCACCAUUUCCUCUACGAAAAUGAUGAAUGCAGCCAAUGACGCAGAACACGCCGCGAACCAGAACGCAGCAGCAUUAAAAGCAUUCCUCAAAACCCACCCGCCCACACAAGGCGACGGCGAGGGGAAGGUGGAAGGCCCGAAGGUUGGUGUGAAGAGGACUGCGUUGGAGACACUGAGGGGCUUGGAACGGAGAAAGAAGGAGUUGGGGGUCGGGUUGGAGAGGGGCGCGUGUACGUUGGUGGGGAAGGAGGAUGGGAGGAGGGAGGCGUUUGCUGGAGGGAAGUGGGGAGUGGGGAGACGGGGGGUCGUUGUUGCGGGGGAAUGA